AUGUUCUUUUGUACAAAAUGCAAAUUCAUCCAUAUUUUCUUCCGAUUUUAUGUUCUUUUGUACAAAAUGCAAAUUCAUCCAUAUUUUCUUCCGAUUUUAUGUUCUUUUGUACAAAAUGCAAAUUCAUCCAUAUUUUCUUCCGAUUUUAUGUUCUUUUGUACAAAAUGCAAAUUCAUCCAUAUUUUCUUCCGAUUUCAUGGCCUUUUGUACAAAAUGCAAAUUGAUCCAUAUUUUCUUCCGAUUUUAUGUUCUUUUGUACAAAAUGCAAAUUCAUCCAUAUUUUCUUCCGAUUUUAUGUUCUUUUGUACAAAAUGCAAAUUCUUUCAUAUUUUCUUCCGAUUUUCUAUUCUUUUGUACAAAAUGCAAAUUCUUUCAUAUUUUCUUCCGAUUUUCUAUUCUUUUGUACAAAAUGCAAAUUCUUUCAUAUUUUCUUUUGAUUUUGUUUUUUUUUUGUACAAAAUGCAAAUUGAUCCAUAUUUUUCUUCCGAUUUUAUGUUCUUUUUUGUAAAAAUGCAAAUUCAUUCAUAUUUUCUUCCGAUUUUAUGUUCUUUUUGUACAAAAUGCAAAUUCAUCCAUUUUUUCUUCCGAUUUUAUGUUCUUUUUGUACAAAAUGCAAAUUCUUUUCAUAUUUUCUUCUGA
Messenger RNA from Acanthosepion pharaonis, 639 nucleotides. NCBI's taxonomy places the organism in Eukaryota, Metazoa, Mollusca, Cephalopoda, Sepiida, Sepiidae. The record is from the annotation of a GenBank genome assembly.